AUGGAUCCAAGUUUGGUGUUGGAGGAGACCGUUCAAGAUGUGUCCAACUUGGAUGCAGAGUUUCGUUACAUGCUAGAGGAGAUGAGAGGCACAGAUGCAGAGUUGCAGGAAAGACGGAAGAAAUGUCAACAAAAGGAGGCUCAGAUGCACAAGUUUAUACGACAGAACGGAUCGAUCACCGAGUUCCCCAAGGAGGAUACGGUAGAGAGGGAGCUCCAUGACAGUCUGGCCGCUUUCAAAGAGUUGCAGAGGGAUAAAAUACUGUUAGCCAAUACAUCCUUAUUUCUUGUGUCAAGGCACUUGGAAAAACUAGAUAAAAGUAUCGCCAUCCUAGAGGAGGACGGUGUAUUAGCACCACUGGAAGACGAGUUGGAAUCGGUACCGGAUUCCGGUAGAGAAGACUCUGUAUCCAGUGUGACAAUGGAGAGAAACAAACGUCUUUCCGCCGCCGUCCCUACGGAUGGUUCAAGUCUCAAGAAAAAGAAAUACAUGCGCUCGGUGUCCAUUGACAAAGACAGCGAUUUUUCGAAGCAGGCCACACGGAAAACCAUAUCUCCAGUACGAAUAUCUGAUAAUGACAUCGACACGGACACACAGAAGUACGACGAUGAACUCUUUUCCAACAACGCGGAAAACGACGAAGAGGACAAAACGCUCUACUGCUUCUGUCAGAGUGUGUCCUACGGCGAAAUGGUGGCCUGUGACGGACCCAACUGCAAGUACGAAUGGUUCCACUACUCCUGCGUGAACCUGAAGGAGCCACCAAAGGGCACCUGGUACUGUCCGGAUUGCAAAGAAGAAAUGCUCCGGGAAAAGACGCCCAAGAAGAAAAAAGCGUAA
Huiozyma naganishii CBS 8797 is the source of this 840-nucleotide messenger RNA. It is a transcript of the gene YNG2, whose product is annotated as histone acetyltransferase YNG2. The record is from RefSeq and is a predicted model, not a curated record. Lineage: Eukaryota; Fungi; Ascomycota; Saccharomycetes; Saccharomycetales; Saccharomycetaceae. The coding region runs from base 1 to 840 and encodes 279 amino acids. Gene Ontology annotation, cellular component: Rpd3L-Expanded complex; nucleus; Rpd3L complex. The transcript has a single exon. Gene Ontology annotation, biological process: regulation of DNA-templated transcription.